Closterium sp. Yama58-4 is the source of this 699-nucleotide messenger RNA. NCBI's taxonomy places the organism in Eukaryota, Viridiplantae, Streptophyta, Zygnematophyceae, Desmidiales, Closteriaceae. The record is from the annotation of a GenBank genome assembly.
AUGGCUGCCGCUAGACGUUGCGCGCGCCUCCUUGCAUCGUUCCUCCCCGCUCCCUCCCACGCGGGAUGCGUGCCGCACCGUGCCGCGAAUCUAGCUUCAGCCAGGCCUACAUGUUUAGCGACAGUCGCAUCUUUGUCGGAGAGAGCGUCGGCUGAGUCGCAGCCGUGCGUGCCGGCGCCUCUCGGCGGCCCCGCCGCACGCACUUCCCGCCAUCUCGCGCUCCCCCCUUCCGGCUUGACCCCCGCAGCGUCGCGGUUCCGCGUCGAGUCUUUCGCAGUCGCGGAUCUGCUCUGCGCAAUCCACGCGCCUUCGCCCGCCUUCUCUUCCGCCAGUCAGCGCAUCGACUCCGCUCCGCCGCAGCAUCUUUCCGCCGACGCCCCUAGCGCCACCCCGGCGGAAGGAUCGGACGGCGCGCGCAGCGCUCCGCUGGCGGCGUGCGAAAGCGGCGGCGACGAGGAGGACGACCCGAUUUUAGCUCGGCGCGAGGCGGAUCGCGCGCCGGACAGGGCGCGGAGCGCGCCCGACGACGAUCCGAUACGAUCAGACGCAGAUGGCGGCGGGGAAGCUUCGAACGCCGUGGAUGGCGGGCGUAAGCAGCGACCCCCGCCCGAGUCCGUGGGGGAACAUGGAGGGCCGAGCGGUCCCGAGCCGACGAGAUACGGGGACUGGGAGAAGGGUGGCAGAUGCAUCGACUUCUAG